This is a messenger RNA of Capronia coronata CBS 617.96, 1245 nucleotides long. RefSeq lists its product as uncharacterized. The coding region runs from base 1 to 1245 and encodes 414 amino acids. Gene Ontology annotation, biological process: protein monoubiquitination; proteasome-mediated ubiquitin-dependent protein catabolic process; protein autoubiquitination. The record is from RefSeq and is a predicted model, not a curated record. Lineage: Eukaryota; Fungi; Ascomycota; Eurotiomycetes; Chaetothyriales; Herpotrichiellaceae. Gene Ontology annotation, cellular component: cytosol; nucleus; ubiquitin ligase complex. Gene Ontology annotation, molecular function: ubiquitin protein ligase activity; ubiquitin conjugating enzyme binding; cyclin binding. The transcript is spliced from 2 exons.
AUGCCCACGCCCAAAAUCUACCUUUACGCUGAGGCACUUACUCAUAUUCGCCAGCUCACUUUAUAUGCCUCUCUAGAGACCGAGAAGAAUGAGCAUACCAAGAUCCUGUUGUCUUCGGAUAAGAAGAUCAUCACUGCAGUGCACGAUGGAGAAUCUUCUAGCAUCUAUCUUCCAACCCAGAUCUCUGGUACUGCACAUGUCACCUUUCCCAUAGACAAGAAAACAGAGAUCUCGGCUCGGCUACAGAUAGACGAUGCCGCUCAACUCAAAGCUGUCUCGGACGAACCAGGCGGUAUCGAGGUCCCCUGGACUGCAGGUGAUCUGAACGAGGGUACCUCGAUCCGGUGCAAAAGCUGUCAUGGUGUUGUCCUACGUCCUGGACAAGUCAGUACCUGGAAGGACUUGCCCAGCGAACAUUGGGCGGAACUCAUGGACUUUUGGUUCUGCCAUAAGCCACAUGAUAAUGAUUCUGCUCAUCAACAUGCCGCCGAAUCCAAAGGCUUCUCACCUACCAGCAAAUUUACCGCCACUCCCAGAGUUGGGCUGGUCGAUGCUGUCUCUUUUCUGCUGCAUGAAGCGAACUGUUCCAAGCUGCAAAAUGUCAAGUAUCCCUCGAGGAAAGGCACCUUCACCCUGAAAUGCUCGGAUUGCGGGACCACGCUUGGCUCUCGUCAAGAAAGCGAGACGAGCUACCGAUUAUUCAAGUCCAGAUUACAGGUCGUGUCCGGCUCAAACCAAAGCCCCGAGGAAUACCCAGCGGCGACCUUUGUUUGUGCUCAACUGCUGUCGUUAAUCGAAAGCUCUGUGACUCGCAGGGUAGUGGUGCAUGCCGACAAUCAUACUGAUCCCGACCGGGAGACAGAGGGUCUUAUGAUCUGGAUCUUCAAUCCAGACAUCUAUUACUCAAGCAGCAGGCGAGGGCCUACAGCGCACCGGGCCAUGAAAGUCUUCUACAAGACUCUUUCGGAUCCUUUGAAAUUCCUGGACGCCAACAGCAACACAUACGAGGAGCUCGUUGUGACCGAGGAAGACCUCGCGGACUUCAGAAAGAGCUUACAGGAAAGCACAACAAUCCUGCCCCAGUCUGCGCGAAAGUUCCAAGACUGGGAUGUUGGAUUGAUUGAUCGUUGGGAGAAGAUUGCCACCGGCUCCGCCAAGAUGGACGAGAAUCCUCUCAACAAAAGAGUGGAUGAAGGCUUUGAACCGUUCAAGCUACCGGCUGGGAUGCAGGAGCUGUACUUAUGA